This is a messenger RNA of Propithecus coquereli (Coquerel's sifaka), 1521 nucleotides long. It is a transcript of the gene REM1, whose product is annotated as RAS (RAD and GEM)-like GTP-binding 1. Gene Ontology annotation, molecular function: GTPase activity; calcium channel regulator activity; GTP binding. The coding region runs from base 251 to 1147 and encodes 298 amino acids. Gene Ontology annotation, cellular component: plasma membrane. Gene Ontology annotation, biological process: negative regulation of high voltage-gated calcium channel activity. NCBI's taxonomy places the organism in Eukaryota, Metazoa, Chordata, Mammalia, Primates, Indriidae. The transcript has 5 exons. The record is from RefSeq and is a predicted model, not a curated record.
GGGAGACCCUGGACCCCUCCUCACGGCCAGCGGGACCCAGGCGUACCCUGAGCCUGAAGCCCCCACCCCACGGAGCUGAGGUGUCUCCUCCCAUUUGAACAAGAGGGGGCUCUGGAGGAAGCCCUUUCAGCAGCUCGUCAGGACCCUGUAGAAGAAGGGCUCAAAGCAACCAGCUCACCGCCCAUUCCCCCUUCUCUCGGAAGGAAGGAAAGAAGGAAGGAAGGCAAGAGCAAAGCCCCUUCUACCAACCAUGACACUAAACACCCAGCAGGAAGCAAAGACCCCCCUGCGCCGGCGGGCCAGCACUCCACUGUCCCUGUCCCCCAGGGGCCGCCAGCCUGGCCUCCUGAGCACAGCACCCUCCACUCACUCGCAGCAUCCCCGGCUGGGCCAAUCAGCCUCCCUCAACCCUCCCACCCAGAAACCUUUGCCUGCCCCUGACGACUGGUCCUCUGAAUCCAGCGACUCUGAAGGCUCCUGGGAGGCCCUGUACCGUGUGGUGCUGCUUGGAGAUCCCGGCGUAGGGAAGACCAGCCUGGCCAGCCUCUUUGCAGGGAAGCAAGAACGGGACCUCCAUGAACAGCUGGGAGAAGAUGUGUAUGAGAGGACCCUCACAGUGGAUGGAGAGGACACCACACUGGUGGUCGUGGACACCUGGGAGGCCGAGAGACUGGAUAAAAACUGGAGCCAGGAGUCGUGCCUGGAGGUGGGCAGUGCCUACGUCAUCGUGUACUCCAUCGCUGACCGAGGCAGCUUUGAGAGUGCCUCCGAGCUCCGCAUUCAGCUGCGGCGCACACAUCAGGCGGACCACGUGCCCAUCAUCCUCGUGGGCAACAAGGCAGACCUGGCCCGCUGCCGGGAAGUCUCCGUGGAAGAGGGCCGCGCCUGCGCCGUGGUGUUCGACUGUAAAUUCAUCGAGACGUCGGCCACCCUGCAGCACAACGUGGCGGAGCUCUUCGAGGGCGUGGUGCGCCAACUGCGCUUGCGCCGCCGGGACUGCGCGGCCCGGGAGCUGCCCGCGCCCCGACGGCGGGUCAGUCUCGGCCAGCGCGCUCGCCGUCUCCUUGAGCGCCUGACGGCCCGCAGCGCCCGCCGCCGGGCACUUAAGGCCCGCUCCAAGUCUUGCCACAACCUGGCCGUGCUCUGAGGACAUCUGCUUUUCUGGGGGUGGCGGGUCACUGGGAGAGCAUUCUGGGCCCCACCGACGCCACUGAGGGGCAGAAGCGCCGUUACCUAGGGCCGGCAUCGUGGGCCUUGCUUGCCCGCCGCCCCGAUGAGCGGAUCAUCCCCCACGGCCAGAGCCUGAGGACCCCCCUGCUCCAGAGAAGCGAUGGACAGACAUAGGGCCGAAGCCCCAAGCUGGGCACAAAGUAGGGUUUUUUACAUGGUGGAUGUCUUUUUGUAAAAAUCUUCCUUGUCCCUGAGGUCUGGCCAACCCCCAGAAACCCCUCAGUAAAGCAGACCAGAAGGAUGUCCCUUCUGAAUGCCCAGAUCUCUCUGGGAGUGUUCCAGGAUGUCCAC